Sorex fumeus (smoky shrew) is the source of this 770-nucleotide messenger RNA. RefSeq names its product neuronatin (gene NNAT). Gene Ontology annotation, biological process: brain development; positive regulation of insulin secretion. The record is from RefSeq and is a predicted model, not a curated record. NCBI's taxonomy places the organism in Eukaryota, Metazoa, Chordata, Mammalia, Eulipotyphla, Soricidae. The transcript has 3 exons. Bases 215 to 592 code for a protein of 125 amino acids. Gene Ontology annotation, cellular component: cytoplasm.
AUGGUUUUCCCCCGUCUCCCCCGGCGAAUGAGGAGUCGCCCCCGUGCCCCCUCCUCUCGGACCCUCCCCCGCGCGCGCGCAUGCGCAGUCGGGCCGCGGCGGCUACUUAAGGCGCAGCCCCGGCGGCUGCGGCAGUGCGCCCAGCCGCGGACUCGGAGCCCAGCGCCUCGGGUAGCCCUCGCUCUCCGCACCACCCGGCACCACUCUCGGAACCAUGGCGGCAGUGGCGGCGGCCUCGGCGGAGCUGCUCAUCAUCGGCUGGUACAUCUUUCGCGUGCUGCUGCAGGUGUUCCUGGAAUGCUGCAUUUACUGGGUAGGAUUCGCUUUUCGAAAUACUCCAGGGACACAGCCCAUUGCGAGAAGUGCUCAGGUACUCCCUGCAGAAGCUGGCCUACACCGUGUCGCGGACCGGGCGGCAGGUGCUGGGAGAGCACCGGCAGCGAGCCCCCCACUGAGACCCCAGCCCCCAGCCCUGGGCGGCCGUGUCACCAGGUGCUCCUGUGCCUCUCGGCCAGCAUGGGAGCCCGUGCCGCGCAGGAACGGGGUGGCCCCAGUGCUCGCUCGCCAGAGGAGCACUUGCCAAGGUCAGUGAGGGCCCCAGUGGCCCCCGGAGAAGCAGCACCGAUAACGACACCACCAGAUACCUCCCGGACCCCUUCGCACCGGUCCCACUGCCGGGCGGGGUAGAGGGGGGAGGGGGGAUGGGAGGAGCAGCCCCCGAGAUCUGGGCACAGGCACAGGCACCGCAUUCUGAUCUGGACCAAGUCGGG